Molecule: messenger RNA, 1890 nt
Organism: Myodes glareolus (Bank vole)
Lineage: Eukaryota; Metazoa; Chordata; Mammalia; Rodentia; Cricetidae
Source: RefSeq, a predicted model, not a curated record
CGGCGGGGUGGGCUAGCCUGACCGGGUGCUCGCGGCAGGCCUCGAGGAGGACCGGCAGGGACCGGCAUGGCCAGGGAGGCGACUUCUCCUCCUUUGCCGUCCCGGCGGCCAGGCCUGCUUCCUUACUGCCGGGCUGGCGCGGGGCUGGGGACACCACAGGGGUUCAGGUGACUCCCAGUUUCGUUCGGCGGCCUGGAGACCUAGAGAGCAGGGAAGCCCCGUAGGACUUCACACAGCCUCCUUUCUCCGUCCCCUCCCCCCCUCCCCCCACCAGGGCUGGGAUUCGAACUAACUUAAGCAUUCUAGUGCUUACCACUGAACUAUAUCCCCAGUCCUGUUUUGUUUUGUUUUUAAGUGAAAUGAGAAGUCACCGAAAUGCAAUCAAAGAAGUAAAGCUUUGAUGACCAGACUAACACUAGGGACAGGACUGCUAAUAAGGCCCUGGUGGUGAUGUGGGCAAAGAGGGAGCUGCCCAUGUGUUGAUGGGAGUCAAAGGCGACAGAACCAAAGGCUGACAGACCAUUAGGGAAGAAGGCAGCUAGAAGCCGGGAGGGGAAUGGAUUGGAAGAAAGAAUUUUUCAAAAGUUCUGCUGAGAAGCUGAGGAAGUUGAGCUUUGCAAAUGCGUGGCAGCUAGGCAGCCUGCGGUCCAAGAACAUCAGCACGGGAAUGGCCAUAGCUGGGGUCGUGUUACUAAUGAGGAGUGUCCGACUGACAUCAAAAUUUACAGCCUCUUCAGAUAUUCCAGUCGAGUUUAUAAGAAAGAAAGUGAAGCUCCGUGGCCGAUUACACCGGAUAACCGAACGUGGUCUAGAAAUUGAACAUGUUCCUAUUACUUUACCUUUUAUAUCUUCGUGGAAAAAAGAGCCACGUGGGGUUUUGCUGGUUAAGCUGGCUGGAGUAGAACUCACUGAAACCGGUCAGGUCUGGUUACAGAAAGAGCUAAAACCUUCCCAGCUGCUGUGGUUCCAGCUUCUUGGAAAGGAGAAUUCAGCACUCUUUUGCUACCUUCUAGUGAACAAGGGUGGAUACUUUAACAUGAAUCUGAAUGAGGAAAUUUUGAGAAGAGGCUUGGGCAAAACUGUUCUUGUUAAAGGGCUAAAUUAUGACUCAAAAACCCACUGGAAAAUCCACAGAAACUUACUUAAGGCUGAACUGACAGCCGUAAAGAAAGGAGAAGGAAUAUGGAAGGAAGAGUCUGAAAAAGAAAGCUAUUUGGGAAAAUUCAAGGAUUCCUGGAGAGAAAUAUGGAAAAACGACAAUUGUUUAAAAACAAGCAGACCAGAUUUCCACUUGACCACUGACAGGUUUCGGAGGGCUUAUGGAGACUGGAAGGACCACCUGGGCAACUUCUCUUUAGUUCUGAAACUCAGAGAACUUGUGAGCCGCUUGCACUUCAGGAGAAAAAGAUGAAGCAUCCUUGAGGUCCAGAGGUGACCUCUGACGAGUGCAUGACUAUAUGACCACUUUUCAUUGAGUCAAAAUGGGAAUUUCUUCAGGUGACCAAAAUUCUAGUCUAGUGGUCCUUAAAGAUUCAAAACAUUGUUAACACCAAAAUCAAUUUGAAAGAAUUAUGAUCAAUGUAAUAUACUUUCAGGAAAAAAAUGACACACUGUAUCGUUACCUGGGAGAAGGCUGUAUCCAUGUAGAACUAGUGUUUUGCCUGUUUCUUCUCCUGCCCUGCCCCACUAGUGCUGUGGAUUGAACGCAGGGCCUCAUGCACCUUGGAUUCGCUAGCAUACCAUGGCCGAGUCUCAUUGCCAGCGCCAUAUUGCUAAUGUCUCAAGAGAAAGUUCAAGUAUUGACUGUUAAAUUAGUUAUUUGGCACAGCCAGAUUUAAUAUUUGUUUUUCAAUGUCAUCAACUUUAUAAUAAAGGAAGUUUUGGAAUGUU